AUGAGCUUCCGUCCGACACUGAGAUUGGCGCAAAAGGUUGCAGACCACACGAAAUAUCAUCAAGAGCCAAAGGGAAUCUGGGCUCAAGCUAAGAAGUGGCUUGCGGUGAACCCAGAAAUAAGUUCAGGAGUGAUUGACCACCAUCAAUUCCGUACAAUUCCACCUGCAUCAAGACCGGAGAAGUACGUUCAGCCAAUCAGUAAAUCAUAUGAUAUCGCUGAGAAUCCAUACUACAAGCGUGAUGUUAGAAGAGCUUACCCAAGAACUUCACACAUUUCACAGAAUGAUCUUGCCCAAUUACUUAUUUCAAGCCCAGAAAUGAAGGCCCUUCCAAACCCACAAGAGCCACAAACUAAGGCACUCGCUCAAGUAAAGGAUUCACCAGAGACUUUAGAUUUGGCUCAAGUGAUAGACGCUCUUCCAGCUGCUCACUCACCAUUCACCGGUAUCCCACCAACGCCGCCAUUCCGUCCAAAUCCACUCACCCAAACCCAAGGUGCGCCUGUAAAAGAAGGCGCAUACUUCCCAAUGCGCUUGUUCAAGUAA
Wallemia ichthyophaga EXF-994 is the source of this 546-nucleotide messenger RNA. RefSeq names its product NADH-ubiquinone oxidoreductase 21.3 kDa subunit. The record is from RefSeq and is a predicted model, not a curated record. NCBI's taxonomy places the organism in Eukaryota, Fungi, Basidiomycota, Wallemiomycetes, Wallemiales, Wallemiaceae. The transcript is spliced from 6 exons. The coding region runs from base 1 to 546 and encodes 181 amino acids.